Aspergillus sclerotioniger CBS 115572 is the source of this 1658-nucleotide messenger RNA. RefSeq names its product cytochrome P450. NCBI's taxonomy places the organism in Eukaryota, Fungi, Ascomycota, Eurotiomycetes, Eurotiales, Aspergillaceae. The transcript has 7 exons. Bases 1 to 1473 code for a protein of 490 amino acids. Gene Ontology annotation, molecular function: iron ion binding; oxidoreductase activity, acting on paired donors, with incorporation or reduction of molecular oxygen; monooxygenase activity. The record is from RefSeq and is a predicted model, not a curated record.
AUGAAUCAAAAUGUUGGCCCUCUACUUACAGUCCUGGGAUGGGUGGUUUAUCGGCUCUAUUUGGAUCCACUGUCUCAUAUCCCAGGCCCGUUUCUGGCUAAAUUCAUCCCGGUCUGCAAUAUCCGAAUGGUUCUUACCAGGAACCUGGUGUACACGUUCAAAGAGCUGCACGACACCUAUGGGCCGGUGGUUCGCAUUGGGCCUAGCGAUCUAUCAUUUGCCACCGUGACUGCGUUUGAAAGCAUCUAUGGUUUCGAAGGUGAUAAGAACUUUUCCCUCUAUGGAAGCCGCAAGGGCCUGCUUGGCUCCCUGGCCGGCAUGGGGGACUCGCUUUCGAACUCGACGCGCAGAGAGCAACGGCGAUUGCUUCGGCCCCUGAUCACGACGACUCUUAGCGAGCUGGCAACCGCCAGUACCGAGCGAUACUGCAACAUUGCGUUAUCCGAGAUGCUACAAGCGCAUUCCGUAGGGCAAACAGAAUCAACGCCUAUCCCGCUUUCCACGCUCAAUGAUCGGUGUCUGUGGCAACUUGGCUCUAUGGUGGCCUUUGGAAACCGCAGUACGGAAGGGGUUCGAGUGCAAUUUCAUGUGAACCUCGGAUGGUUGGACCACUUCAUGUGCUUCUUGGAGGUCUUCUGUGCCUUCCUGCCUCGUGCAUAUAUUCAGGAUCAUAUUCCGGCCUUCUUCAAGACGUGGCAGACUAUCUGUGCCAUCUUCCGACAACAUGCCGAUCCCUCAUGGAUGGAAAAACAGCCGAAUCAUACCAGCUUCGACGAUAACCAGCUCGUGCGCCUUCGAACUGCUACUUCCAAGGCAGGGCUCAUGGACAUCUCCGACGGGUUGCUGCAGGUCAAUUCCAUCAUCACUGGCUUCAGCGUCUACGGGGCGACGGAAAGUUCUUUGAACACCCUCCUUUAUUUCCUGCUGCAAGACCGGCACUGUAUGAAGAAACUCGAGGAAGAGCUACUCGCCGCAUUUCGUUGCAUCGACGAGGUCUCCGAUAGCCGCCUUGCCAAGUUGCCCUACUUCAACGCCUGUAUCGAUGAGAACUUCCGGAUCGCCCCGGCAUUCAAUGGCGGAAUUCUGCAACGGGUAUCUUGCGGUGCCACCGUCGAUGGCGUCUAUGUACCAGCAGGCGUCGGGGUCGCGGUAGACCAUUACACCCUUGCGCAUUCGAAGCAAUACUGGGAGAACCCCGAUGCGUUUUACCCGGAGCGCUGGCUGGAUUCCAAUGGCAAGGAUGACUUCAAGGCCACCCGGCCAUUCCUCAUCGGCGUGCGGCAGUGUCCUGGGCGCCAGAUGGCAUACCAGGUGCUCCGGGUACUGGUGGCCAAGAUGGUGUAUCUCUACUCGAUGGAGCUGGUCAACAAGGACUUUGACCUGAUACGGGAUAGCUCCUCGUCGUAUCACUGGGGUGGUGUGAAAUUGGAUGUUAUCAUGACGCCGCGAACCCCGGGAGUCCUGGGAUACUGAAUCCAUCCGAUUCUUUCUUGCACCCAUGACACGAUAUUGUGGAGACGCUUGCCUCAGUGCAGGUGACCUUGCUCCGGAGAUCGAGAGGCAGUCACGGUUUUUUGUUGAGGCUAGGUGGCCUUGGAGUUGUUGGUUAUCCAUUUUGUUUCCCUUCAGUGGGAGCUUUUUCAUAAAGAGAUAGUCGG